GUUCUAUUUUGCUGUUGUCGCUAGGCUGGGAAAGCAGCAAUUUUAUUGUCAGUAAGAGAAAAUCGAAUAUGUUGUUAUUAAAAGAAACUAAUAUGGAUAUAAGUAAAACUUGGAUUCAUUGCAUUGAUGGAAAUCUUCCCUCUCAGUACGGAGUAAACUUGAAGAAUGAAGAUAAAAAUAAGACAAUUUCAUUGACUGAUGCCAAUAGUCUUGUGGAUGAUAUAACCUCUGGAUCCAAAUGUAUGUGUUCAACAAUAAAGAAUAGCCAGGAUUCCAUUACAAUGGAUAAAUUCGAUUGUGAAAUGCUUUGGUACGGAAAAAGGAAUUGUUCAAUUAGAAGUGAUGAUGUUUCCAAGAUUUUAAAUUCUAAAAGUCGUUUGUUUAACCAUAGCAAUAUUAAUGCAAUGGAAACGACAAGAGAAGAAAUCCAAGAUUGUUUGAUGAUUCGUAGUAAAUUUCGCUUGCCCCCAUUUUCGCUUAACAGAAUGCUCGCAUUUAAUAAUUUCCCUGAAACUCCAAUAAAUUAUACUGCUAUAUCAGAUAAUAAGUUUUUGUGUUGCUACGAUUUAUGGAAUCUAACGGGAACUGAAUGCACAGAACCUUCAAAGAAAUCGUAUUCAGAAACAGCGGAAGCUCAACCUUUCAGCUUACCCGGUCAGUCCAUAUCACUCCCAUGCACUCCUGAUCUCUUUUUAAAGGACAUAUUUGUUGGUGAUGAAUUCAUUGAGCACAACUGUGAUUCAUCAUUUGUUAAACGGGAACAUCGAAUCAAUAAUUGCUUCUAUUGUUCAUGGCCUGAGGAGUAUUUCGGCAGCAGAAGUAUCUCAGAAAUUGAGGUAUCAACUGAAGCAAGAGACCAAAUAAUAUCAAUGUUUUUAUUACAAGGGUCAAAAUGUUCAGUGAAUUCAAAGAAGUUGCUCAACUCAGUUUUCGUGAACCUUAUACUCUCAGAGCGUAAUGGUACGUCGUUUUAUCCACAAGCUGAUUUCUUUGCACUACUAAGCGGUAAUAACGUCUAA
Cercopithifilaria johnstoni is the source of this 1019-nucleotide messenger RNA. Lineage: Eukaryota; Metazoa; Nematoda; Chromadorea; Rhabditida; Onchocercidae. The record is from the annotation of a GenBank genome assembly.